Messenger RNA from Bombyx mori (domestic silkworm), 1635 nucleotides. It is a transcript of the gene sicily, whose product is annotated as NADH dehydrogenase (ubiquinone) complex I, assembly factor 6. NCBI's taxonomy places the organism in Eukaryota, Metazoa, Arthropoda, Insecta, Lepidoptera, Bombycidae. The record is from RefSeq and is a predicted model, not a curated record. Bases 74 to 964 code for a protein of 296 amino acids. The transcript has 5 exons. Gene Ontology annotation, cellular component: mitochondrion. Gene Ontology annotation, biological process: biosynthetic process; mitochondrial respiratory chain complex I assembly.
UGGAUGGUAGUGUCUGGACCAAUGAAGGUCUGGACAUACUCUUUGGUUUCUGGUGUCAAUAAUUCAAACCAAAAUGGGUUUGGGUAGUAAUAUAAUUAAUUUUAAGACAUACAAAAUACUUAAAAUGCCAGCAUUUACUACUAGAUUUCUCUCAAAAAUAGCAGAGUCUAACCAGGACUCACUAAAUUACUGUGCAAAUUUAGUAAGGCAGCACGAUUAUGAAAAUUUUUUGGCCACACUGCUCCUGACAAAGGCUGUAAGAUCUCCGACGCUUGUAGUCAGAGCCUUCAAUGUAGAAGUAGCUCGUAUACAAGAUCAAACCACCGAUUCUCAGACAGCAGCUUUCAGAUUGCAGUUCUGGAAUGAUACACUUAAACUACUCUAUAAAAAUGAUCAAACUUUAAAAAAUAUUCCAGCAAACCCCAUAGCACAAGAGCUGUUUAAGGUGUGUAACUCUUGCAAACUCCCAAAAAGAUAUUUAGAAAGAUUAAUUACAGCGAGAGGAAACAUAUUGAAAUCAAAACACUUUCAAAGCUUGGAAGAUUUAGAGAAAUAUGCCGAAGAUUCAGUUAGUUCCAUCUACUACCUCAUUCUUAGUAUUUCUGACGUUACCAAUGUACAUGCUGACCAUGCCGCUUCACAUUUGGGAAAGGCACAAGGAAUUGUAAACAUACUAAGAUCAGUACAUGUUGCUAGUUAUCAUAAAACGGUAACCUUACCGAUGAAUACGUUAAUGAAAUAUGGGAUCAGCCAAGAAAACGUUUUGAGAGGUAUCGACAAUGAGAAUAUGAGAAAUGUUGCAUUUGAAAUAGCCACCAGAGCUAACAGUCAUUUAGAAAAGGUUUUUUUUGGCUUUGUAAACAAGACUCCAGAUAGGUGGACUGGACUGCUGAAUAGUUCUAUGGGUCCAACAUUGUAUCUCUACUAUCCGCAACUAAAAUUCCAUCUGCAAAGUUGUACAUAAUUGGCCUAAUUGCAACAAAUGCACAAUAUACAUAAGUAGCCAAACCGUUAUACGCCAUUUGCUCCUUUAAUUGUUAUCCGUUUUUUUUUCUUUCUAGCAGCUAAUGACGAGCUUUAUUUAAAAAUUAAGAAAGUAUUAUAGUUUUUUUUUUUGUAACAAAAUAUCAACCAAUAUAACAACAUAAAGGAGAAAGCGUAAUACAAUUAACCUAAAGUAUUAAGAGAAAACUCCAUAAUCCAAUAAUGAAAAUAUGGGCGGUCCAUGCUGGCGAAAUUUUUGCUACGUCUAGCUCUAAUUGUUUAGUAAAUGACGACUACAUUACCUUUACAUACCUUUUAUGAAUAAAAAAAUAUAUAUCUGUUGAUUUACAGGCUCAGGCAAUUGAUGUACCAAAAAAAACAAAGCAAAUAUUUUUACCUGCAGUAGCAGUAAACGCGUACUUGAAAAAACUACAAAAAUGUAAUUUUAACUUAUAUGACAAAUCUUUACAAUUGGGUAACUCUACUCUGCCACUAAAUCUAUAUUACAAUAGAUUAAUGAAUAAAUAUUAAGUAGGUACAUACCUAGACCAAAUUUUGUCAGCAAUAGUUAAUACAAUACCUCAUUAUAUUAUUUAUUAUAAUGGUCAUUUGUUAGAAUACUUAUUAAGUUAAAUAAAAAUGUUAUUAAUA